Messenger RNA from Cordyceps militaris CM01, 996 nucleotides. Its product is annotated as isoflavone reductase family protein. Lineage: Eukaryota; Fungi; Ascomycota; Sordariomycetes; Hypocreales; Cordycipitaceae. The record is from RefSeq and is a predicted model, not a curated record. The transcript is spliced from 3 exons. The coding region runs from base 1 to 996 and encodes 331 amino acids.
AUGAUUCGCAUCGCAGUUGCCGGAGGAUACGGUCUCGGGUUUCUCAUCGCAACGGGCCUGUCGCAAGCCGAGCAUGCCUACAACAUCAUUGUGCUGUCCGGGACGGAUAGGAGCGAAUUCGUCCCGUAUGGUAUUCAGGUUCACGUGGUCGACUACUACGACAAGGAGAAGCUUGACUUUGCGCUCCGCGGCAUCGACCUCGUCAUCUCGACCAUAUCCGGGCAGGAGCAGCUGAACCUCAUCAACGCGGCGGGCCACGGACGGGUGCGCUACUUUGUGCCGUCCGAGUUUGAGGGCAGCCUGACGCGGCGGCCGCCGGCGCGGUCGGACCCGCUGGACCGGGGCAGCGCGGCGGCGCUGACCCUGCUCCGGCAGUGGUCCGACGGCCCGGCACGGAUGAAGUGGACGGCCUUUUCCUGCGGCAUCUUCAUGGAGCGCUUCCACCCCUUUGGCCUCUUGGGCAGCUUCAGCAUCGGCACCGGCGAGGGCGUCGGCACCGUCGGCAGCUACGUCGCCGACAUCAACGCCUGCAUCGCAGACUACACGGCAAAGGACGCCAGGGGCGGCUCCGUCAAGAUCUGCCUGACGAGCGUCGUCGACCUCGUCAACUUCAUCGUUGCCGCCAUCGAGAUCGGCCCCUCGACCUGGCCGGCUGAAUAUACAAUGCGGGGCGACAAGAAGAGCCUGGCAGACGUCGUCGCCGCCAUGUCGGCUGCUCGAAAUAUUCCUUUCGAGUCCAACAUCCUCAGCUACGAAGACUUGCUGAGGCACAUCGCCUACAACACGGAAAUGGGCCAGUACGACCGCGUCGCCUAUCUGCAACGGAACCUUCAGACCGUCAACGGCCGCUAUGAAUUCUCGCGCGCGACGCUCAACGAUGCCAUCAAUAGCAGUAGACGCGUCAACGUCCAGCCGAUGAAUUUCGAGCAGUGGCUGGAGACGGUGUCUCCUUGUUUCAAUAUGUCCGCUCUCUCAAACCAAGGGAUAUUUCAAUGA